This is a messenger RNA of Rhinopithecus roxellana (golden snub-nosed monkey), 1712 nucleotides long. RefSeq names its product spermine synthase (gene SMS). Bases 111 to 1211 code for a protein of 366 amino acids. The transcript has 11 exons. Gene Ontology annotation, molecular function: spermine synthase activity. Lineage: Eukaryota; Metazoa; Chordata; Mammalia; Primates; Cercopithecidae. Gene Ontology annotation, biological process: spermine biosynthetic process. The record is from RefSeq and is a predicted model, not a curated record.
GGCCUCCCCGGGCGCAGCGCACUCCCCGCCGGCCGCAGCCUGACACGCCGCGCGGCCCCCCAGUCUCCCGCGGCCGCUCCCCCAGGCAUGGCACAGGGCCUCGCCUCACUAUGGCAGCAGCACGGCACAGCACGCUCGACUUCAUGCUCGGCGCCAAAGCUGAUGGUGAGACCAUUCUAAAAGGCCUCCAGUCCAUUUUCCAGGAGCAGGGAAUGGCGGAGUCGGUGCACACCUGGCAGGACCAUGGCUAUUUAGCAACCUACACAAACAAGAAUGGCAGCUUUGCCAAUUUGAGAAUUUACCCACAUGGAUUGGUGUUGCUGGACCUUCAGAGUUACGAUGGUGAUGCGCAAGGCAAAGAAGAGAUCGACAGUAUUUUGAACAAAGUAGAAGAAAGAAUGAAAGAAUUGAGUCAGGACAGUACUGGGCGGGUGAAACGAUUACCACCCAUAGUGCGAGGAGGAGCCAUCGACAGAUAUUGGCCAACCGCUGAUGGGCGCCUGGUUGAAUAUGACAUCGAUGAAGUGGUAUAUGACGAAGAUUCACCUUAUCAAAAUAUAAAAAUCCUACACUCGAAGCAGUUUGGAAAUAUUCUCAUCCUUAGUGGGGAUGUUAAUUUGGCAGAGAGUGAUUUGGCAUAUACCCGGGCCAUCAUGGGCAGUGGCAAAGAAGAUUACACUGGCAAAGAUGUACUCAUUCUGGGAGGUGGAGAUGGAGGCAUAUUGUGUGAAAUAGUCAAACUAAAACCAAAGAUGGUCACUAUGGUAGAGAUUGACCAAAUGGUGAUCGAUGGGUGUAAGAAAUACAUGCGAAAAACGUGUGGCGAUGUCUUAGACAAUCUUAAAGGAGACUGCUAUCAGGUUCUAAUAGAAGACUGUAUUCCGGUACUGAAGAGGUACGCCAAAGAAGGGAGAGAAUUUGAUUAUGUGAUUAAUGAUUUGACUGCUGUUCCGAUCUCCACGUCUCCAGAAGAAGAUUCCACAUGGGAGUUUCUCAGACUGAUUCUUGACCUCUCAAUGAAAGUGUUGAAACAGGAUGGGAAAUAUUUUACACAGGGGAACUGUGUCAAUCUGACAGAAGCGCUGUCGCUCUAUGAAGAACAGCUGGGGCACCUGUAUUGUCCUGUGGAAUUUUCAAAGGAGAUCGUCUGUGUCCCUUCAUAUUUGGAAUUGUGGGUAUUUUACACUGUUUGGAAGAAAGCUAAACCUUGAAGAUCAAUAGCCCCUAAUCACAUGUGCUGCAAAUAGCCUUCCUGACCUCCAUAUGCUGUACAUGACAUCGAAAUGAGUCAGGCAAUUGAUUGUGAAUUCCGUAAAGUUUUCCUUUGUUUUAAUAAUUAUUUUUAAUUUAAACAAGCAAAUGGCAAAUGUAUAUUUUGAUGAGCUUAGGGUGUUAUUUUUUUUUGAAAGUCAGCUGAAGGAUGGUUAGACAGCACAGCGAAGACUGCUAAAUGCACUGACCUCCCCUCCCCCCGCCAUUAGAAUGUGAUUUUUGUUCCUUUUUAUUUCUCUGUGGGCUUUUGUUUUUGUUUUUGUUUUCGUAGAUCUUCAAUUUGGAUAUUUGGAGGAGUGAACAUCGUUGUUUUGCUGGAGGGAUGAUCUUGAUGGUGUUUCUUUCCCUAAAAAUUGACUUAGAUAUUAAAAUUUGGUGCUUAUAAGAGAGAGUUAAAAAAAAUAAAUAGGAUUGCUUCAAUUAAAAUUACAAAAGAGACA